AAAGGAAUUCACAGAGAGACGAGACGACGUUUCACUUCGAACGCGUGGGGGCUGCGCCGCACGUGUUGCUUGGUGGCGGUGGAGCGUUCGGCUGAUACGAAACCCCCCUCCCCUUCGCCACCUCGUUCCCAACACACGCCAUUUCGCUGGAAGCUAGGGUUUGCGCCUCUCGUGUGUUCUCAUACUGAAGGGAGGGGUCUAGGCUUUAUUUGUUUGGCUGCGAUUCGAUCUUAUAUUUUAAGUGUCGAGGCAAGGAGUGGGAGAGAAGGGGAGAGAUGGCGGAUCGAUUGACGCGUAUAGCAAUUGUCAGCUCCGACCGUUGCAAGCCCAAAAAGUGCCGUCAGGAAUGCAAAAAGAGCUGUCCAGUUGUCAAAACCGGUAAACUGUGUAUCGAGGUCACUCCUGCAUCCAAAAUUGCGUUCAUAUCUGAGGAGUUGUGUAUUGGAUGUGGUAUCUGUGUUAAAAAAUGCCCAUUUGAAGCAAUUCAAAUUAUCAAUCUACCAAAAGAUUUGGAUAAAGAUACAACACAUCGUUAUGGCCCCAAUACUUUUAAAUUACACAGGUUGCCAGUCCCAAGGCCAGGGCAAGUUCUUGGCUUGGUUGGAACAAAUGGCAUUGGGAAGUCAACUGCUCUUAAAGUUUUGGCUGGGAAAUUGAAGCCUAAUUUGGGCCGUUUCAAUAAUCCUCCAGAUUGGCAAGAAAUCUUGACAUAUUUUCGAGGUUCUGAGCUGCAGAAUUACUUCACCCGUAUUUUGGAAGAUAAUUUAAAGGCCAUCAUCAAGCCCCAAUACGUUGAUCACAUUCCAAAAGCAGUGCAAGGCAAUGUGGGGCAAGUGCUUGAUCAGAAAGAUGAGAGAGAGAUGAAAGCUGAAUUGUGUGCUGAUCUGGAACUGAAUCAGGUUCUGGAUCGUAAUGUUGGGGAUUUAUCUGGUGGAGAGCUUCAGAGAUUUGCCAUUGCUGUUGUUGCGAUACAAAAUGCAGAGAUAUAUAUGUUUGAUGAACCAUCAAGUUAUCUUGAUGUUAAACAGAGGCUUAAAGCUGCCCAAGUGGUCCGAUCCCUACUCAGGCCUAACAGUUAUGUAAUCGUCGUGGAGCAUGACCUUAGUGUCCUAGAUUACCUAUCAGAUUUCAUUUGCUGCCUGUAUGGGAAGCCUGGUGCAUAUGGAGUUGUUACCCUUCCCUUCUCUGUCAGAGAAGGGAUUAACAUAUUUUUGGCAGGAUUUGUCCCCACAGAAAAUCUACGUUUUCGGGAUGAAUCUCUUACUUUUAAGGUUGCUGAGACUCCACAAGAAAGUGCUGAGGAAAUUGAGACGUAUGCGCGUUACAAGUAUCCAACAAUGAGUAAGACUCAGGGUAAUUUCAAGCUUCGUGUGCUUGAGGGUGAGUUUACAGAUUCUCAAAUUAUUGUUAUGCUGGGUGAGAAUGGUACCGGGAAGACAACAUUCAUCCGCAUGCUGGCUGGCUUGUUGAAACCUGAUACUGUAGAAGAUUCUGAUGUGGAGAUACCUGAGUUCAAUGUCUCUUACAAACCUCAGAAGAUCAGCCCAAAAUUCCAAUCUACUGUUAGGCACUUGCUGCAUCAAAGGAUACGUGAUUCAUAUAUGCAUCCCCAGUUUGUGUCAGAUGUGAUGAAGCCUCUUCUGAUUGAGCAACUAAUGGACCAAGAAGUUGUCAAUCUUUCUGGUGGAGAGUUGCAAAGAGUCGCGUUGUGUCUGUGCCUUGGGAAGCCUGCAGACAUUUAUCUGAUAGAUGAACCGAGUGCAUAUCUUGACUCCGAGCAGCGAAUUGUUGCCUCAAAAGUUAUAAAGAGAUUCAUCCUUCACGCAAAGAAAACUGCAUUUGUGGUUGAGCAUGAUUUUAUAAUGGCAACUUAUCUGGCAGACAGGGUCAUUGUUUAUGAGGGGAAGCCGUCUGUGGAUUGUACUGCAAAUGCUCCUCAGUCACUGUUGACUGGGAUGAACCUUUUCUUAUCGCAUCUGGACAUCACUUUUAGGAGGGAUCCAACGAAUUUUCGCCCAAGAAUCAACAAAUUGGACUCUACCAAGGACAGAGAGCAAAAAUCUGCCGGAUCCUAUUAUUACCUGGAUGACUAAUUUAUUAACACAGCUGGUGAUUAUUGAAGAGAAACGGGCGCAAACAUCUGCUAGCUUUGGCCUGUGAUUUUGAUGAUGUAAUCAGAAAGACGCCCUCCGCAUACCGCUAGUGUUGAGUGGAAGCAGAAGCAGAUGAGAUGUGCCUGGGAGUACUUUAUUGAUUUUUGCUCUCGUGUUUUUAGGCCCCCCUUCUUCCCCCACAUUAUUAUUAUGUUCUCUUUGACCCGUUUUGCCUGUCGAAAAGUUUCUUGAUUUGAUCCCCUUUUUUAUAUAUACAUCAGUUGUGUGGUAAUGUUCAGCUAUAGAUUCAUAAAAACCAGAAAGCAGGUAGGAACGUUGAAAUAAUUUGUUUGCUGGACAAGGCUUUCUAUAGAGGAUUCAAGUAAAUCGGUCUCCAUUUUUUA
Diospyros lotus (date-plum) is the source of this 2497-nucleotide messenger RNA. RefSeq names its product ABC transporter E family member 2. NCBI's taxonomy places the organism in Eukaryota, Viridiplantae, Streptophyta, Magnoliopsida, Ericales, Ebenaceae. Bases 276 to 2093 code for a protein of 605 amino acids. The transcript has 13 exons. The record is from RefSeq and is a predicted model, not a curated record. Gene Ontology annotation, biological process: ribosomal subunit export from nucleus; translational initiation; translational termination. Gene Ontology annotation, molecular function: ATP hydrolysis activity; iron ion binding; ribosomal small subunit binding.